CACAGACACACAAAUCCAGCAGCUCCUGUGUGUAAUGUGGGAGAUAUGAACCCUGAUGAGAAAAUGACAGAGCUGGGCAAACAACCGUCGGGGGAAGAUGAAGAGAAAGGCUGCAAGAUACGGCUUCGCCAUGGACUUUACCCCAAUCCCCCCAUCCAGUCUCAGGAAUGGAACCCUAAUCCUCAUUUACAAAGUGAUAAAGGAAUUUGUCUGCCGCCUAUUCGCUGGACGAUGCCCGUCCACCCCAACUGUGAUCUGGAUUGGAAACCUUCUGCGAGAUGGUUACCCUCUCCGCGAUAUCCCGAUGCUCCAUAUCCUCACAUAAAAGAUAUAAAAUUUCCUGAAGGCAUCAGGCUCCUCCGCUCCUUCCCAAAAAGCUUUCAUGAUGUUGGAGCCGAGUGGACAUUUUAUCCCAACCAAGGGUUGCCUUUCGCGUAUCAUACAGGGAAACGUUGUAUCUUCCAGGGAACCCACUGGGGUAACCAGACCUCAGCUGAUGUAUCAACGUUACCAACAUACUUACGAACAAAGAAAAAAGUCACUGACCCUAGAAAUGGGAUCCCUGCAGCCAGCCUCGGGGAUAAAGCAUUCAGUACUCCAGAGUACAGUCCCGGCUUCCACAAACUUGGGUCUACAAGACCAUUGGUGAAUUUUAAAGACUCGUAUAAGUUAAAGUCGGACACAUUUAUUCCUCUUCAGAAAUUGUCCAAUACUUCCAGUGUUCCCUACAGAAUUAAGGCGCAGUGCCAGAGUCUGCAAGAAGAAAAGAGAGACGUAGAAAAGUUGAAUGAGUGGAAACCUGCGAGACGUUCGUUUCUAAUUGGACUCCCCAACAUUGGACAGAAAGUACAGACCAAAUAAAGAAGCAAAUAUGUAUGACGGUCAUUAAGAAAAACAAAACACAAAAUCAAAACAAUUUAGUUUCUUAUCAUUCUAUUUUUCUUCCUUGUU
This is a messenger RNA of Spea bombifrons (plains spadefoot toad), 951 nucleotides long. RefSeq names its product spermatogenesis associated serine rich 1 (gene SPATS1). Bases 46 to 861 code for a protein of 271 amino acids. NCBI's taxonomy places the organism in Eukaryota, Metazoa, Chordata, Amphibia, Anura, Pelobatidae. The transcript has 7 exons. The record is from RefSeq and is a predicted model, not a curated record.